GUAAAUAUGACAUGCGCCUGAUUAGCACGAAGUUAGAGGCAUGGAAAAACGAGUAUGGCCCGAUUGUUCGAGUUAGACUUGGGAAGAGGUGGAGCUUGUAUCUGUUUGAUCCGGAUGAUAUAGAGAAGGUGUUCAGGGCUGACCAGAAAUACCCAGAGCGUAUUACACUUCCUCUCAUGUCAAUAUAUGAAAAACGACAAAAUUUACCAUCGACCCUUGCCAAUACAAAUGGGAAAGAAUGGCAUGCCAUGAGGGGUCCAACUCAGAAAAUCAUGCUUCGUCCCAAAGCAGUGACAAAAUAUGCACCAAAACUGAGUAUAAUAGCAGACGACUUUGUCGAUUCACUGAAAACCAGCGGUCGUCUUGAUAACCUACCAUUCAAACUGAUGGAGUAUUCAGCUGAAGGGGUUGGGAUGCUGUGCUUUAACACACGUCUUGGUUGUAUCACAUCUGACAACACUGCCACACCUCUGAUGACCUACACCAAGGACUUUCUUGAUCGCCUUGGUAACCAUUUCUACAGAAUGAUUCCUACGUACAUGCUGUUUCGAACUAAAUUCUAUAUUGGGUUUGAAGAAGCUGCCAAUUUCCUAUACAGUACAGCAGAGGAGCAUAUAAACAAAGCACUAAAGGACCUCAAACACGCCUCAGACAAUGGCAUAGAACACGAGAGCAACCUUCUGUUUGAUCUCCUCUCCACUUCAGGGCUCACUCCAGCACAAGUUCAUCGUACGAUUACAGACGUUUUCAUUGGCGGAAUAGAUUCUACGGCCAGCAGUAUGACGUUCCUACUGUUCUACCUAGCCAAGUAUCCAGACAAACAGGAACGUCUCUUCAAAGACCUUCAGGAACAUGUGCCAAAGAAAGGGCAGAUUCAAGAAGAAACCAUCAACAAUCUGCCCUACCUCAAGGCCUGCCUCAAGGAAUCAUUCCGACUGGUGUUUCCCAUUGCCGGAGGUACUGUACGGAUCAUGGACAAGGACAUCACAUUAAAGGGAUAUAAUAUCCCCAAGGGGACCCCAAUGCAGCUGUGUAGUGGGACGAUAGGGAGAGAUGAACAGUACUUCCCCCAGCAGGACCAGUUUAUCCCCGAGCGGUGGAUGCGUGGAGACAGCAGGACGGAUGUGAACCCCUUUGCUCACCUCCCUUUUGGGUUCGGACCACGGAAGUGUAUCGGCCAGAGAUUUGCCGAGCAGGAAAUUUUCAUCUGUGCAGCUAAGCUGCUCCGGAACUACCGUGUGGUGCUGCCACCUGGCGUUACAGAUAUCCCUUACUUCUACUGCAUAUUUGCCACCCCGAGGGAGCCUGCAAGCUUCAUCCUGGAAGAACGAGAGGAUUAAUCAACUACAACGAAUUAUAUACGGUUAUAAUGAUGCAUGUGUUAUAGGCUUAUAAUUAACAGCCACUAUUUUGGGCAUACAUUGUGAUCCUGCAUUUCUUAUGCAAUCAGGGGGCCAAGAUAGCCAAGAUCGUCGGGUAAUGUAAUCACAAGCGAAUAUUCCUACAUGUAGGUGUGUGGUUCGAACCCUACCCAGGGCGAUUGGUGUCUUUCAGAAAGCUGUUGUGACAUAUAUUCCAGUAAUGUCUGUCGUGUUUUUGACCAAAUACAUUCUGAACAUUUCUUGAAUGCCAUGCGUUAAUGAUCAGUGUGGUUUAUGCUUGCAAUAUUGAUGGUGGCCAGCUGAAACCAAUUCUAAGGGACAUUUUUUUUAUCCGUAAUUACAUUUGUGUAGUUUGCGCUGUCUGUCCCUAUCUGUAUGUUUCAUAAUGUUGAAUGCGUCUUGACAACGAGGCCAAUCGCCUUGAAAAAUGGACAUAUUACAUAGUCAUAGCAUUACUACUAUUUCAAUACUGAUAUACUUGAUUUCACUGCAUUUAGUCUAAACUUAAUUUUACUUUGAAUAUGAGUUUUAUAAAGACAGGUUUUAGGAAACGUGGGAUGAAAUAAUGGCACCUCGUAUUAGACGGUACAACAAAAAGAAAACACCGCCAGUUGUGUAUCUGUGUCAGUACCAUGCAACUACUUAAACUAGGUCAAUAAUGUAAUAAAGUCUCGUGACAUCAAGCGUAAGAUAUAUUUAUUUUAAUGAUAUUCAUAAAUAAGAAGCAUUUACGAAAAUCCUGGAAACGAAUUUCUCUAUUAAUCAAUUCGACUUUGACAGUGCGUUUUUAUAACCAAUCGUAUAAUUAAAUACCAAAUAAGGCUAACAAAUUAGAAAGUAAAGCAACGCGAUACUGAAUACAACGAUCUUGAUGAUGCCAUAGAACACAUCUACUCUACUAAAACAACACAAUGACCUCAAAAAGAUGAUUUUAAAGACCACAAAGACUCCAAACGUACUAGGGACACCCCGCCAACACAGACCAGACUUAAUAUAUCAAAUAGAUAUCAAGCACUAGACAACACAAAAAAUAAUGAGCAAAAUGAAAUUGAUAAUGUUGAUAAAUGCAAGUGAUGGCACAACAAACAAACAGGCAAACACUCGAGGAGCCAAGCCAUAUACCAACUUUCCGUUCUUCAUCUGCUACCAAUGACCAUCCCCCAAGAAAAUCUAAAACCGAAAACAGCAAAACUAAACAGUUAGACCAGGAACUGAAACCCAUACCAGUCCACUGUUUAUCAUCAGUGUGUAACACACCACGUGAACAAUACAUUGGAAAUAAACCUGUGGAUCGUCGCAAAAUUCAAAAAUUAUUUGUGCGUGGUAUCAAUUAGCCAACAUCGUCGGAGGAAUUGAUACGAAAAUACGUCGAACGUAAUAAUGGUACAGUACUAGUUCUGGUGCACACCAUUAUGUCCUCAAUCCUCCAACAGUAGCCUAGCUUAUUAAAAUUAAAGUUUAUCCAUCCAACUUAUACGGGUGCGAGCUUUGGCAAUUGACAGAAAUAGACAGAAAUCGAUAUACUAAUGCUAGAAUAAACACAACAUUUUAUUAUUAAAAAUAUUCAAGGAUUUGACAAAAGGACCUGAAUAGACAUAUGUGUACAUCUUUACUCGGCUGGACCUCUAUCGAGGCAUAUAUAGACAUUAGAAAAGUAUUAUUCUUAGGUAGAUUGUGUAUAAUGACUCCAAUGACUCUUGUUUAUAAGUUUUUUAUUACCAGACUUCUUUUGUUUAGACUAGGUAGACCAUGAGACGAAAUAUAUAUUGCUGUGAUAAAAUAUGAGGAACACAAUCGCAUUGAACGUAUAAAAGUUGAUAUUAAUUUUACAAGGUUUCGAGAAAUACAAAAUUAACUAGAACCUAUUGUUUUUAUGAAAGUAAGCGCUACGAUUUUCACAAUACAGGGAAUAUGUACAAUAUAUAAUGAAAAUAAUAAUUGCAAUCAGUCAUAGCUUGACUACAAUGGAAUUAUUUCAUAGAUGUGUUGUUUUUUUCUGAAGACCCAAUGACACAUCUGGUGCUACAAUGCAAUUAUACGCCCGAGUUGAGGGACCAGCUCUGGUGCUGUAUAUGCUGUUUAGUGUCUACACUCUCUUCCAGAUUCUGAGAUAAUAAAUUUAUUGAUUGGAGGAAAUAUAACCUACGAAAUUAGUGAAGACGAGAUGAAUGAGUUCAGAACAAAAUCAGCCUAUACCUUACCUGAAGUAUACAAUAGUUUUGUUUGAAAAUUACUUAUAAAAUGUACAGUUGUGUAUAAUCUGUGCGCACGUAGUAAAGCAUACCAAUAUAACAUGAGCUAUACCAGUACCAACUAUACUGGAGAUUCAAUGUAUAUAAGUAAACGAGUGUGGGAAGGUAGCACAUCGCAAGAGGGAAUGUCUACCACCUUUGUGUGACCCCGGCCAAAAAAUGUAUUCUCCGGUCGGUAUAUUAGAUUAUAUUUCAAAUAGACACCUUUAUUGAAUGUAUUUACAAACGCAUCGAUACAUUGACUGUCUAUAUAAUUAUGAAUAAGUAUUAUGUAUCGCGCAUCAAUGUAACAUAAUUAAGUGUAAAUCUUGUAUACUCUAAUAUUGUCUAUUGAUUUACACUUUAUAUGCUAAUUCAUACAUAUAAAGUGUAUAUGUAGUAUAGUUUAUUGUUAUUGACCUGCAUGCUUUGUGUAUAAUAGUUUGUACUCUUCAUUUUUGGAGGCAAUAAAGAGAAUAAUAUUGGACAAAGGAAGUUCCCAUGUUCCAAAGAUUUGUAACUAUGCACGACAUAUAGAAUGCAUACGUAUGGACCGCGUGUUCGGACUUUGUAUUAAGUCCCUAGGAUGUAGACAGCAGAUAUGUAAAAUAUAUAAGGUAUGCCUGUCUGCACGUUACACAGUGAAUGGAGAUAGCAUAUCCAUAAUGAAAUAAGAUACCUAUUUAUUUUUGAUCAGGUGUUAUAUACGACAAUUGGUUUGUUAAUGUUCAGCACGUCACCAGGUAUCCAAACAGCAACGAUCCUCGGUAGUCCUCCUGCUGUCAUAACAGAUAUAUUUGAAAAAAAGACCGCUUUUUUGCAUAAUUUGCAAGAGAUUGUUUUAUUUUUGUCGAAAAGUUUAAUUAACAAAGAUAAACUGUCGGUGCAUAAACUACAUACUUAUGUAAUAUAAAUGUAUAUGGUUUCAUAAUGGCAAGUUGGAAGUCAUUACGUUCCAUGCCAGACUUCUUAUUUUCUUAUAUAUUCCAUUAUCUCUCUAACUUAUAUGUAAUCCUAUAUUUUUUCUUGCUCGAUCUCCAACACUUAAUUUCAUUACCGCUUUUCAUUUUUGUCCUCGUGGAUUUAUCUUUGUAACACAUUAUUGGUGUCAUUUGUAACUCAUCAAAUUUGAAGGAAUAAAGAUAAGAAUGAAUGAAUAUAUAAAGGAGGUUUAUCAACUUACUGAUAUAAUAUUUUUUAUGAUAAUUUUAACCAAAAGCCAAGCAAUAAUUUUAUAAGCUUCCUAUAGUACUUAGAUGUUAGUAUACAGACCGUUUUUACUACGUUAUUAAUGACCAAAAUGAGACUUAAACAUGUCACAGAAUGACUGUCAGUCCAUUUAUUUUGCGUUCAAUAAAAAUAUUUUUAAAAAAAAACC
Pecten maximus is the source of this 4991-nucleotide messenger RNA. Its product is annotated as 1,25-dihydroxyvitamin D(3) 24-hydroxylase, mitochondrial-like. The record is from RefSeq and is a predicted model, not a curated record. NCBI's taxonomy places the organism in Eukaryota, Metazoa, Mollusca, Bivalvia, Pectinida, Pectinidae. Gene Ontology annotation, molecular function: heme binding; monooxygenase activity; iron ion binding.